Funneliformis geosporum is the source of this 702-nucleotide messenger RNA. The record is from the annotation of a GenBank genome assembly. NCBI's taxonomy places the organism in Eukaryota, Fungi, Glomeromycota, Glomeromycetes, Glomerales, Glomeraceae.
AUGGUUUUAGUAAAAAAACCAAAAGCAUUGGAAAAGAAAAAUAAAGAAUUAGAACUAUGUAACGAGGGGUUACUUUCAAAGAUAAACCAUUUAGAAGAAAAGAUUAAAGAGCGAGAAGAAGAGAACAAUACCAAGCAAAAAAUUAUUAGUAAUUUAGAAGAAAAAAUUGAAAAAGAAACCAAAUUCAAGAAAGAAUCUAUCAGUAAUUUAGAAGAAAAUGUUAGAAAAAAAGAAGAAGUCGUCAAAGCCAAGCAAAAAACUAUUAGUAUUUUAGAAGAAAAGGUUAAAAGAUAUGAAAAAGUAAUCAAAACCAUGCAAAAAACUAUUAGUGAAAUAAAAGAAAAGGUCAGAAUACAAGAAAUAGUAUUCAAAGUCAAGCAAGAAAUUAUUAAUGGUUUACAAAAAGUUGUUAGAGAGCGAGAAAUCAAAAUUAUUGGUAAUUUAGAAGAAAAGGUUAGAAAAUAUGAAGAAACCGCCAAUACCAAGCAAGAAACUAUUAAUAAUUUAGAAGAAAAUAUUAGAAAACAAGAAGAAGCAGUCAAAGCCAAGCAAGCAAUUAAUGUUGAAUUAGAAGAGAAGAUCAGAUAUCUUGAUUUCAUUAUAUGUGUUAAAUUAACUACUACAGAUAAAAGUUUAGUAUUUGCAAGUUUAUCAAACUUCUUAAAAAAUCUAUUUAUUCCAAUCCAAUUUUUAAUUCCUUAG